AUGGUUUUGAGAGUUGUGCAGCUAAAGGGGGAUUUGGAAGCUUUGGAGAUGGAAAAAAAGCAACAACCGAUUACAGCUGGACUCCGUUUACUGAGCUCGAGCGCAAUGAGUAUAAUCAGUAAAACGACAAUAAUCGAAAUUGAUUAUAAUGCAUUGCUGCCACCUGGUUUCAGGUUUCAUCCUACUGAUGAGGAGCUUAUCACCUUCUACAUAGCUUCCAAAGUCUUCAAUGGCACCUUCUGCGCUGUCCACAUUGCUGAGGUUGACCUUAACAGAUGCGAAUCUUGGGAACUUCCUGAUGUGGCGAAAAUGGGAGAAAGGGAGUGGUAUUUCUUCAGCUUGAGAGACAGAAAGUAUCCAACUGGGCUGAGAACUAACAGAGCCACCGGCGCCGGUUACUGGAAAGCCACCGAAAAAGACAGAGAAGUUUACAGCAGUACUAGUGGUGCACUUCUUGGAAUGAAAAAAACACUGGUUUUCUACAAAGGGAGGGCCCCACGUAGGGAGAAAACCAAGUGGGUCAUGCAUGAAUACCGCCUCGACGGCGACUUUAUUGAAUUUGGACGAAUGUUUAAGCUUUUGAAGGAUGACGUUGCUGUUGAUAAUAUGUUCAGUCCUUCCAGUUUAUUGGUGAAGUGA
Molecule: messenger RNA, 639 nt
Organism: Erythranthe guttata (spotted monkey flower)
Lineage: Eukaryota; Viridiplantae; Streptophyta; Magnoliopsida; Lamiales; Phrymaceae
Source: RefSeq, a predicted model, not a curated record